Messenger RNA from Acaulospora colombiana, 294 nucleotides. NCBI's taxonomy places the organism in Eukaryota, Fungi, Glomeromycota, Glomeromycetes, Diversisporales, Acaulosporaceae. The record is from the annotation of a GenBank genome assembly.
AGGGAUUCAAGCGUUGGUGCCUCUCAUCAACAAAUGGAAAAUAGGGUGAAGCACAUGCGUGUUGAAAGAUCAAUCGCCAGAUCUCUACAGGUGCACGUUCUACUGCCGAUUCACCAACACUAUCCAUCCUAUUCAAGUGUAUCUGACUUUAAUCGUGAUGGUAGAAAUCUCGAUGAGUGUGCGGCAUCACUUUAUCCAGGAGCUUGUCCAAGAAUCGUAUUUCGUCCUGCAGAAUUACUCAAGCCUGAUAUUGUACACAUUCGGCGUUUCCAACGGCGCCGCCUGCCAACUUAG